Phyllostomus discolor (pale spear-nosed bat) is the source of this 1502-nucleotide messenger RNA. Its product is annotated as olfactory receptor 52K1-like. Bases 100 to 1053 code for a protein of 317 amino acids. The record is from RefSeq and is a predicted model, not a curated record. Gene Ontology annotation, biological process: G protein-coupled receptor signaling pathway. The transcript has 2 exons. Gene Ontology annotation, cellular component: membrane. Gene Ontology annotation, molecular function: olfactory receptor activity; G protein-coupled receptor activity. Lineage: Eukaryota; Metazoa; Chordata; Mammalia; Chiroptera; Phyllostomidae.
AAUUUUUCCACACCUCAAGUGGACAGCUGCUUUGCUAGUCCCAGUCCCACUGUGACCAGACUCACAACCAUCUACAGGAAACAGACCUUGGAGGAGCUCAUGGUAGGAAUGUCCUCUUGCAACAGUUCCAUUCCUCAGCCCUUGAUAUUUGUCCUGGCUGGAAUUCCUGGCUUAGAAUCAUCCCAUGGCUUGUUCUCUGUGCCUUUUUUCUUGGUCUUUGUCAUUGCAGUCAUUGGCAAUGCCACCAUCUUAUGCAUCAUCUGGGUGGAGAAGAGUCUUCAUGAACCCAUGUUUCUCCUCCUGGCCAUGCUAUCAGUUGUUGACCUGUCCCUGGUCAGUGUCACUGUUCCCCGAAUGCUGAGUAUCUUCUGGAUGAAUGCCAAAGAAAUCAGUUUUAAUGCUUGCCUCACACAGAUGUUUUUCAUCCCAUUGUUUUAUGUCAUGGAGUCUGGGAUUCUCCUGGCCAUGGCUUUUGACAGAUUUGUGGCUAUCUGGCACCCUCUGAGAUAUACCACCAUCCUUGCUAACAACAUGCUUGUGAAGACAGCACUGUCUGUGCUAACAAGGGCAGUGACCAUGCUGACCCCAGCACCUAUCCUAGCAAAAAGACUGGAAAGCUUCCAAACCUACAUCAUUGCUUAUUCCUACUGUGCCUACAUGGCUGUGGUACAAAUAGCCUGUGGAGACAUCUCUGACCACAUCAUCUAUGGCCUCAUGGUUAUUGUAGCAUCUGUGGGAUUCGAUCUGUUUUUUAUCAUUUUCUCAUAUGGGUUGAUCCUUCAUGCUGUCUUUCGGAUACCCUCUUGGGAGGCACGGGGAAAAGCUCUUAGCACAUGUGGUUCUCAUCUUUGUGUCAUUACUCUCUUUUAUUCUCCUGUUGUCUUUUCUGUCCUAGCCCAGAUUUUAGGCUAUCAUAUGGCUCCCCAUCUACAGAUUAUCAUUGACAAUCUUUACUUCCUUGUGCCUCCCAUGAUCAACCCCUUGAUAUAUGGAGUACGGACCAAGCAAAUGAGGGAGUGGGUACUGCGGAUCCUGCACUGUCAUGGAGACUGAGGUUGUUACCUGGGGUAGACAGAAGAUCUGGGGUAUGGAGCUAGAAAUCAGGUUAGGUUGGAGGUAGAGAUAAUACCUGUCAGAUUUGGGGUUUCAUGGGGAAAGAAAUAACCAAAGAAAGGAAAAGGAGGAUUUAUUCAGUAUGGGAACAUAACUGAGACAAGUUAUUUCCAUCAGAAUGUAGAUGUUAUGAAACCUUCAUGACCAGAACCCUCCCAAAUGCUUAUGCAAGUAAUAACACAGGAAAUAUUUUGUUGUUAAUUUUAUUUAUGUAAAUGCAUUACAUACCAUGAAUUGGAAGCAUAUUAUUUCAAAUGAGUUAACAAUGAAUUUAGGAAUAUAUUAUCAAGACUUAUGGGCAAAAAUAUUCAUCCUGAUUUUUUUUGGAUUUAAUGAUUUUUCUACUACAUAUAUGUUUUAGAUAUUUUACCAAUGCAGAAUUAUAUAUC